Molecule: messenger RNA, 656 nt
Organism: Lentinula edodes (shiitake mushroom)
Lineage: Eukaryota; Fungi; Basidiomycota; Agaricomycetes; Agaricales; Omphalotaceae
Exons: 3
Coding region: 127-603 (158 amino acids)
Cellular component (GO): mitochondrion
Source: RefSeq, a predicted model, not a curated record
UCUCGUCCAUGCAGGCGCCAACAAAGUGUAUAUAUAUAAACCAGAACGCAGUCGGAAUCUCUUCUCGGUCCGAGUGACCCGUUUAAUCUGUCACACCCAUUAUCCCUUCAUUUCUCAUCCAUCAUCAUGCUCGCGAGAACUGGGUUUGUAGCCCGUCAACGAUUCCUCGCGCCUCUAUCCAGGCAAAGGAAUGCAUCUACAUCGCCCACUGACCACCACGAUCAUCACCAUAUAGAAGAAGAUACCACCGUUUACCCGAAAGAAGGCUUUGCAACUCCGGCAUGGCGUAGAUUCUUUGUGCUCUCUAUCAUAAUUGGCGCAGCAUAUCAGUUUGCUCCUGAACCUUCCGAAGAGGCGUUCGUCACGCGCUGGCUUGCGAUGUACACCACCACUUCCGAGAAAUGGUUGGAUAUGAAUGUCAGGCAUACCGUUUUGUCCAAGGAGGUUGCAGAGGGUGUGAAUCUGUUCACUACUGCAACAAGACCACCAAUCAAUCGUAUGAGAUUCCCCCAGAUGAUGGAUAAUGCUUCGCCAUUCAACGUCCAGGUGGGACUCAACGCGGACACUCGGGAUUUUGUUGCGAAGACAGAGCACGAAGUUUAAUAUAGCCACGUGACGUUGAUAGUGUUAUUGAAUUCUAUUUUUCUCUCACAUCC